Verruconis gallopava is the source of this 1259-nucleotide messenger RNA. RefSeq lists its product as uncharacterized. The transcript has 3 exons. The record is from RefSeq and is a predicted model, not a curated record. Lineage: Eukaryota; Fungi; Ascomycota; Dothideomycetes; Venturiales; Sympoventuriaceae. Gene Ontology annotation, molecular function: hydrolase activity. Bases 195 to 1163 code for a protein of 322 amino acids.
CGUACACCCACGCCCAGGUGUUUUCGAAUUCCGGCAAGCGAUUGGAUCGGUACCGGCGAUGUGGGACAAGAUGGAGGGAAUUGAUCUUGGAUGAAUUGACGUCUCGUGAAGCUGACGAUGUAAACUUGCGCACCCCAUAUCUUGACACAGGUUCGACCCCGCGUCCUUUUUGAAUUCUAGCAUCGCCCGUCAGAAUGGCAAACGAAGGCUUUGCAGAGCCUUGGAUCAAGUUCGAACAAGAGCUCGGACUGCGGCCAAAUUUGUACGGCCCAAAGGUUGCCGACUGCUUCGCUGGCUGGGAAAAAUUAGGAGGCGCUCUUGUUUCCAAGUACACGUUUCCCGCUCCCGAUGUUUCAGUCGCAACCGAAGAUCGCACCAUUGGCGAUGGCAUUAAGGUCCGUAUCUACACGCCGUCCGGCUAUGCGAAGGGGAGCAAACCCGUCGGCAUGUACAUUCAUGGCGGCGGCUGGGCAAUGGGGGAUUUGGACAUGGACGACGCUGGCUGUCGAGUAAUGUCCAAGGGUGCCUCGGUCGUUCUCGUUUCCGUCGACUACCGUCUGGCACCGCAGCACCCAUACCCGGCCGGCCCAGACGACUGUGUCACGGCCUACAAAUGGAUUCUGGAGAAUGCCGAGUCGCUGGGGGGUGUUGCCGGCAAGGUGUUCAUCGGUGGUGCCUCCGCGGGAGGGAACUUGGUCUUCACCACUGCCUUGCGCAUAAUCGACGAAGGGCUUGGAAGCUCGAUCGUUGGCCUUGCUGCACAAGUGCCGGUCACAAUUCACCCAGACCUUGUUCCCGCCGAUCUCAAGUCGAAGUACACGUCGUACGUUGAGCACGCGGAACACACGGUCAACACCAGCUCGGCCAUGCGCGCGUUCUUCGAUGCGUACGGCAACCCAACGGAUGCGUACGCGAACCCUCUGCUUAGCGACAAACUGAGCCAGCUCCCGAAAGUGUACAUGACCGUCGCGGGGCACGAUACUCUCCGCGAUGACGGCAGACUGAUGAAGGAGAAAUUGGAAAGCAACGGAGUCCAGGUGAAGUACGACGAAUAUGCAGGAUAUCCUCAUUAUUUCUGGACUUUCCCAGCCGAGGUGCUAAAGGAGCCUGCAGCAGAAUACAAUGCGAACCUGGUUAAGGGCAUCGAGUUCAUUCUGUCGUAAAGUAUGCAGAAUAUUAUGGUAUCUUUUAUGGUUGUCGUUGUGGCAGAUAUACGCGUAGCUAUGUAGCUUGAUAUAAUACAUAGUCGUACCUCCUAG